GAUAUGCUUAUGCAUUUAUAAGGCCCCCUAGAAGAAAAAAGAGAGGAAGUGACGCAGUAAUAGCUGCGGGUCCGCUAAAACAGCGGAGGCAGCGAAUUCUACAGUCUCGAAGUGCCAUGUGAAUAUGUGAUAGAUCCCAAUCCCUUUACCACUUUGGCAGCACACACUUCCACUCGUUUGUUUCAGUUCUCUUUAGCCCAUAAAGCAAGUGCAAACUACAAAGCAUAAAAAUCCUUUACUAUUUUACCACACACCCUUUCUCUCCCCACCUUUUCUUUCUCUUCCCAAACACUAUAUAUUACUGUAUAGUUAGAUCUUAGGUUAGGGAGCCUCUGCCCCGUAGAUCUUGAAGGAAGCCAGUGUAGCUUGGCUUAGACAAUGGCUCAGUUCAUGUACUUCUGUUGCAAAAAGGUACUCUUUCUCUCUCUUCUUAUAUUCCUUUUUGUUUCUGUUUGCUUCAGUGCCUGGUCGGAACCUCAACUUGAGAGCACACGGUUGUCUAGUAGUAGAGGUAGUGGAAGAAAAAUGUUGGAGACCGAAAAAGAAGAGCAAGUGAAGCCCUUGAAAAAGAAAACCACCAGCCAAUCUAUCAAAAACCAGACCAAGCUAAUCAAGCCCAAUAGUCUUUCUUCAAAAAACCAAACCAAAACCAUCAAAUCCGAUAACAUCUCCUCCAAAAACCAAUCCAAAACCAUCAAACCCAAUAUUAUUUCCACCAAAAACCAAACCAAAACCAUGAAAUCCACUAACAUUUCCACCAAAACCAUCAAAUCCAAUAACCUUUCCUCCAAAAACCAAACCAAGCUAGUCAAGUUUAGCUCCAAAUCCAAUUCAUCUUCAACAACCACACCCGCCGACACUCGGCUCAAGAAGCUCAACUCCAUCACUUCCACCCCCAAGAUCAAGAAGCUGAUCGUCACAUCAAAACCCCAAACCAACUCCUCAAAACCGAGUUCAGUUUCCAUUUCAAACAAGAAAUCACUGGAUCUCGUUAAAGCAAGUAACAAAACUACAAAAGCCACCGCUUCCACCAACAAGGACAAGCAAAAAAACAAAACAACCAAGGUAGAUCAAACUCACGAGGCAGACAAGAAACAGAAGACAGCUAGCCCGAACCAACAACAGAGCAAGAAACCUACGAAACAAGCACCACCGAGUUGGAUUAUUGAAGAAGAAGAAGAGAACGAUGAUUUUGUUUCAGAGUUCAAAGAUCUACCCAACAAGUUUCACCGUACACUGAUCCCAGACCUCGAACGAAUCUCAACAACCUCAAGAGCUUACAUAACCAAAGCCAAUAAUGAGAUGACAAAAGGUUUCAAACCUUACGUUGGCAAAAAAUACGCACCCACCAUUGCCACCAUAGUUUCUUGUGCUUUCAUAUUGAUCCCUUUGCUCUUAGUCUCUCUCCUUUGCACAAGAAUCAAAGCCUACUUCUCCAUCCAGAAGAUCUUAAUCGUCAUCCAAGUCUACCUCUCAAUCUACUUCACCAUUCUCUGCAUCUCCUCGUUGGCCACUGGCCUUGAACCUCUCAAUUUUCUAUACUCUACUUCGCAGUCCACCUAUCUGUGCCUGCAGGUGCUUCAAACUCUGGCUUAUGUCUUCUAUCUGCUCCUCCUCUUGAUGUACCUUCUCCUUGUCUUCUCAACAGAAUGUGGGCUGGGCUCGAAGUUUCUGGGCCUGGCCCAGACCUUCGUGGGCUUUGCUGUUGGGCUCCAUUACUAUGUCACGGUAUUUCACAGGGUAGUGCUGCGGCAACCUCCCAAGACGAACUGGAAGGUCCACGGGAUUUAUGCCACGUGUUUUCUCGUCAUUUGUGUACUUGCUAGGGCUGAUAGAAGGAAAAAGGCUUACGUGGAAGAUGAUGGAGGAGAAGGCAAGCAGAAUUAGGCUACCUAUAUUAUUUUUAUUUUCAUUUGAUUCAAUUUAGAAAUUAAAA
Messenger RNA from Gastrolobium bilobum, 1936 nucleotides. RefSeq lists its product as uncharacterized. The transcript has a single exon. The record is from RefSeq and is a predicted model, not a curated record. Lineage: Eukaryota; Viridiplantae; Streptophyta; Magnoliopsida; Fabales; Fabaceae. The coding region runs from base 379 to 1887 and encodes 502 amino acids.